Molecule: messenger RNA, 993 nt
Organism: Ilyonectria robusta
Lineage: Eukaryota; Fungi; Ascomycota; Sordariomycetes; Hypocreales; Nectriaceae
Product: GTP-binding protein rhoA
Exons: 5
Coding region: 297-887 (196 amino acids)
Biological process (GO): small GTPase-mediated signal transduction
Molecular function (GO): GTPase activity; GTP binding
Source: RefSeq, a predicted model, not a curated record
GCACCUGGCACCUUACUCCUUGCACCUUGCACCUUGCCUAUUCGUACCUUGCCUGCCUGGGCCUGCCUUACCUUUUUCCCUGUCCCCUUCCCGCUACCUGACCUAAACCAAACCAAACCCCCUUCUGACGUCCUCUUUCCGCGUCCAACUUUCCUCCUCCUUCUCCAUCCCAUCCCCCAUCGACCCGCAGCCGCCGCUCGCGUCCCAUCUCGCAACCCAACGCAACCUCUGCAACACUCUCGUCUCCGACCGCUCACCACUCCAUCUCCAUCUCCAUUCCCUCCAAAACAGACACUAUGGCUGAGAUCCGCCGAAAGCUCGUCAUCGUUGGCGAUGGUGCCUGCGGUAAAACCUGCUUGUUGAUUGUCUUCUCCAAGGGCACUUUCCCUGAGGUCUACGUCCCCACCGUUUUCGAGAACUAUGUCGCCGAUGUCGAGGUCGAUGGCAAGCACGUCGAGCUGGCCCUAUGGGAUACAGCUGGUCAGGAGGAUUACGACCGUCUUCGACCCCUGUCCUACCCCGACUCCCACGUUAUCCUAAUCUGCUUCGCUGUCGACUCCCCCGACUCCCUCGACAACGUCCAGGAGAAGUGGAUCUCUGAGGUUCUGCACUUCUGCCAGGGUCUCCCCAUCAUCCUCGUUGGCUGCAAGAAGGAUCUGCGAUACGACCAGAAGAUCAUUGAGGAGCUCCGAAAGACCAGCCAGAAGCCCGUCUCCCCCGAGGAGGGUGAGGAGAUCCGCAAGAAGAUUGGCGCCUACAAGUACCUCGAGUGCUCUGCCAAGACCAAUGAGGGUGUCCGCGAGGUGUUCGAGCACGCCACCCGCGCUGCUCUCCUGUCUCGCCAAGGUCGCAGCGGCAGCAAGAAGCACAAGUGCCUUGUCCUGUAAAUGGGGACAUUGUGCCCUUGAGCGGAACACACACGUACCUGUUCGGCUCGACCCCCGCGUGGUAAUCCAUCAUCGUUCUAGUUCACCUCAACUUGACCCCGGCUGU